AUGGUUACCUCGUCCCGUGUUGGCCUCCUCGGCCUUUCUUUGCUGGCGUCUGCGGAAGCUGCAAAGUACGGAUACAACCACGUCAGUGUUCGCCCGGACAGUGAUAUCGUUGCAGCGGCAUUUCCAGAUGUCGAGGGCGUUGAUUUGUUUUCGCCCGCAUUCUUGAACCCUGAGGGAAUCCCUGCUGGGUUCUCAGACGGCACCAAGGGCCCGACUGACGAAGAUGUUCUCGAUGCUUUCGUUCAAGGACUCGCCGACAAGAACGAUUGGUUGACAUACAACAAGGCGAACUUCACCUCUGAAGAGGGCCGCCCGUUCCCCUACCUGCACUUGUCCACCGGGUCGAAGAAGUCUCGUAGGGUCGCCAACUCCACUGAGAAGGUUCGCGUUUGGCUACAGGGCGCCGUCCACGGCAACGAGCCCGCCGGCGACGAGUCCAUGCUAGCGCUCCUUGGUGCUCUGGAUGCAAACCAAACCUGGGCUGCUUCCCUCCUCGAGAAGCUCGACAUCGUUGUCCUUCCCCGCUACAACCCCGACGGUGUCUUCUACUUCCAGCGCACCUUGGCCACCAACUACGACCCCAACCGCGACCACAUCAAGCUCGCCCGCAAGCAGACGCGCGACAUCAAGUCCCUCUUCAACGAGUUCAACCCCCAUGUUGUCGUCGACAUGCACGAGUACGGAGCUACGUCUCGCUACGGUAGCUACUACCACGCCGCCGAUGGACUGUUCUCCGCCGCCAAGAACCUCAACAUUCAUCCCAACAUCCGGUCUCUUUCCGAGGAGCUCUUCGCCAAGAACAUCGGCGCCGCCAUGGAAUCCCGUGGCCUGCGAUGGGAGCCCUACGUGACCGGGUCCACCAGCACCGAUCCGAACUUCACACCCAACUUCGCCGAGGCAGGCUCCGACGCAAAGAUUGGCCGUAACGCCAUGGGUCUGACGCAGUCCGUUACCUUCCUCAUUGAGAUGCGCGGUAUCUACCUUGCAGACCAAGAGUUCCAGCGUCGCACCGUCGCAGGUCUCACCAUGGCGUCUAGCAUCCUGCAAACCGCCGCCGACAAUGCCGAGAAGGUGUACACCACCGUCGAGUCCUCCAUUGCCGACUUCAAGUCCUCCGACGCAGAGAUCAUCGUCACUGACUUCUCUUCCGUCGUUGACCGCCCCUUUUCCAUGGUCAGCAUCAGCAACGGCUCCGUCGUCCAGGUACCCAUCAAGUUCGCCUCCACUACCCCCGUCACGGCCAACAUUACGCGUGCCCGCCCCGAGGCGUAUCUCAUUCCCGCAGCCUGGGCGGAUCUCGCGGAGCGUCUGAAGGUUGGCGGCCUCGAGGUCGAGACGCUGGGCGAUUCGUACAAGGGCACCGUUGAGGCCCUCAACAUCACUUCUGUGAAGUUUGAUUCGGAGUACUACGAGGGUGUCGUUCGCGCAACCGUGACCACCGCGUCGUUUGAGAAGGAGGUCGAGUUGCCCGCUGGCAGUUUCCUUGUUAGCACGAAGCAGAAGAACGCCGCGCUUGCUUUCGUGGCGCUGGAACCGGAGAACAUUGACUCGUACGCCAGCUUCAACGUUGUUCCCCUCGACAAGGGUGAUGAGUAUCCCGUUUACAGGAUCCUGGCGUGA
Colletotrichum truncatum is the source of this 1620-nucleotide messenger RNA. RefSeq names its product Carboxypeptidase 2-like protein 3. Lineage: Eukaryota; Fungi; Ascomycota; Sordariomycetes; Glomerellales; Glomerellaceae. Gene Ontology annotation, biological process: proteolysis. The record is from RefSeq and is a predicted model, not a curated record. Gene Ontology annotation, molecular function: zinc ion binding; metallocarboxypeptidase activity.